Kwoniella botswanensis is the source of this 918-nucleotide messenger RNA. RefSeq lists its product as uncharacterized. Gene Ontology annotation, cellular component: extracellular region. The transcript is spliced from 8 exons. Gene Ontology annotation, biological process: RNA catabolic process. Gene Ontology annotation, molecular function: ribonuclease T2 activity; RNA binding. The coding region runs from base 1 to 918 and encodes 305 amino acids. The record is from RefSeq and is a predicted model, not a curated record. Lineage: Eukaryota; Fungi; Basidiomycota; Tremellomycetes; Tremellales; Cryptococcaceae.
AUGUACCCCCUCAUCCAAUUGCUCAUCAUCUUACCUUUGCUCGCCCUCGCGAACGCUUGGUCAUCCGAUAAUCAUACUUGUGCAUUGACUAAACCCAUCUAUUCAUGUGAGAACACGACGGCCAUCGUGGACACUUGCUGUACGCCCACUGAAGGGUUGGUAUUGGUAACUCAGUAUUGGGAUACUUAUACAGGACUCGAGAACGAAGGUUCAGUUUUACCUAAGGGAUCAUGGACAAUCCAUGGCCUAUGGCCUGAUAGAUGCGAUGGGUCAUAUGGCCAAUACUGCGAUCUCUCAAGACAAUACGAUCCCGUCCCUUCGCCCAAUACCACGACCGGUAAACCCGAUGGUACACCCGUUCCAGCUUGGCAAGGUGGUGAUGUGAUUACUCCCCUGUUGGAGAAAUACGGUAAAUAUGAAAUGUUGGCUUUCAUGCAAAAGUUCUGGAAAUCCCAAAACUCGCCUGAUUGGACAUUCUGGCAACAUGAAUUCAGUAAACAUGCUACUUGCUUCACGACCUACGAUGUAGGAUUCAACGGUUCUCCCGACUGUUAUGGCACCUUGUACGAGAACAGUACCGAAGCUUCCAUUAUCGAUUUCCUCGAAUCGGUCGUCAAAGCCCAGAUUCAAUACCCAACUUAUCAAUGGUUGGAAGAAGCCGGGAUCGUACCUUCCAACGAAACCAGUUAUAAGAUUGAUGAUAUUCAAGAUGUCUUGAUUAAUGCCUCGGGAGCUGAACCUUAUCUCGGAUGUACUGGACCUACUCGACAGGUCUUAUAUGAAGUAUGGUACUAUACCCAUUCGUAUGGACGACCUCAAGAUGGCUUUUUGAAGCCUAUCGACCAAACUACCCAAUCCAACUGCAAUGCCACCGAACCAAUUUGGUACUAUGAGAGGAUCGAGGGUUCAGAAUAUUAG